CGUGUAGAUAGACUAAACUAUAGUCAAAGUUUAUAACGGUGUAGGUAUAUAUAACAUGGCUAUGAAUAAGACAAGUUUUCAUCUGUUUAUAUUAACUGUGUUAUGUCUGUGUUGUAUUCAUGGCAAGAAACCUCAUAUUGUAUUUAUUGUAGCUGAUGACUUGGGCUGGAAUGAUGUCGGCUACCACAACCCCUCCAUGAUAACCCCUAAUAUAGAUAAAUUAGCCAGAGAAGGUGUGAUUUUAAACCAAUCAUAUGUCCAGCCUUUAUGCAGCCCUUCACGAAGUUCUUUCAUGAGUGGUUACUAUCCCUUCAGGACAGGUUUACAGCAUUUAGUUAUUUUGGCGUUUCAACCUGUCUGUUUACCGUUAAAUAUAACCAUCUUACCACAGGAGUUGAAGAAUUUGGGAUAUGCAACUCACAUGGUUGGAAAAUGGCAUCUUGGUUUUUGUAAAUGGGAAUGUACACCAACGUACCGUGGUUUUGAUUCGUAUUUUGGUUAUUACAAUGCUCGGGAAUUUUAUUACAACCAUACACUUAAUAUGUUUUUUCCAGGUGAUUAUUUAGAUUAUAGAGAUGGCAAGGCUGUAGUAAAGGAUCAAGAUGGUGUCUAUUCCACGUAUGCUUUUGCCAAGAGAGCUGAAUCCAUCAUAUCUGAUCAUAAUGCCAGUGAACCGUUAUUUCUAUAUUUACCAUUUCAAGCUGUUCACGAACCAAUAGAGGUACCUGUUCAAUACGAACAAAUGUAUCCCAAUAUUCAAAAUGAAGGUCGUAGAAAAUUCUGUGGAAUGGUAUCAGCUCUAGAUGAGGCUAUUGGGAAUGUCACCCUAGCUCUAAAAGACAAAGGAAUAUAUAAUGAUACCAUCAUUUUAUUUACCUCUGACAAUGGUGGUUGGGUUCCUCACCAUGGAAACAACUAUCCGUUAAGAGGUGGUAAAUUUACUAUAUAUGAAGGGGGUACAAGAGGAGCAGCGUUUAUACAUGGUGCUGGUUUACAGAAUACAGGACGAACCUACGACGGAUUAAUACACGCCAUUGAUUGGUUACCAACAUUAGUGGGUGCUGCCGGUGGUGGAAUUAAUGGUCGUGAUGGUCAGAACUUAUGGCCGUCAAUAAGUACCGGAAGAGGUGAAGAGAGAUCAGAAUUUGUUUAUAAUUUAGAUGACAGUCUUAUCGCUGAAGAAGGUCAUGCUGCUAUUAGAAUGGGCGAUUAUAAAUUGGUUGAAGGUUACCCUGGUCUGUAUCCAGGUUGGUAUAAACCUGAAACAGAGUUGCCUCCCCUUACCCAAGAACAAUCUGCAGCGAUGGCAUCAGAGAAUUAUAAUGCCUAUACCUAUCAAUUAUUUAAUAUUAAAGAUGAUCCAACAGAGCAUAAUGACGUAUCACAGAAAUACCCGGAUAUAGUGGAGAAAUUAAAGGCUCGUCUUGACGACUACAGGAAGGAAAGUGUCAAACCAAAUUAUCCAUUUUUACCUGAUACAAAGAGUGAUCCAACUAAUUUUAAUAAUGUUUGGUCUCCAGGCUGGUGUUGAUUAUAAGUAAAAAUAUAAUUUAUACAAUGUAAAACUCUGUUUUAUUUAUCCUGUUUUUUGUUAUGGUGUCGCCAGCGUAAAAAAAUUUUACCAAAAAAAGCCCAUUUCUGAAAUUGGUUUUCCUGUUCCUGAAAUAGGUUAACAUAAACACAUAACGGAAUAAUGAGAACAAGAGCAACACGUAGCUAAUGUUAAAACAAGCCGUAGUUUUAUUGACAGCUGCAUAAAAUAAUAUAUAAUAAUACGAAUAUAUGUAGAUAUACAUUAUACUUAAAACGUGUAGA
Molecule: messenger RNA, 1815 nt
Organism: Patella vulgata (common limpet)
Lineage: Eukaryota; Metazoa; Mollusca; Gastropoda; Patellidae
Product: arylsulfatase B
Exons: 14
Coding region: 56-1531 (491 amino acids)
Source: RefSeq, a predicted model, not a curated record